Amoebophrya sp. A120 is the source of this 615-nucleotide messenger RNA. Lineage: Eukaryota; Dinophyceae; Syndiniales; Amoebophryaceae. The record is from the annotation of a GenBank genome assembly.
AUGCCCAUGAUGGAGCGAGCCGAGCGGAAACGAUUGGCUUACUCUGCAAUCGUUUUUCUGUUGUGUACCCUGUGGUUGGCGCUGUCUCGUGCCUUCUUCAGGAGACGGAGGGUUGGGCACGCCGCCGGAUAUAAUUACAGCUACGACAGAAACACCGUGUCAGGCUUCUUCAUCGGGUUCUUGGCCGACGAGGGUGAUGCUAAUAAUAGUUUUGCACCAACCAGUUCUUCAAGUUCGUUUUUCAGGACCUACGCAUGCAUUUUAUGCCUUUUAACCGUACUAGUGGCGUACGAGCGAGGAUUUUUCCAUCUGCUGAGAGCUGUAGUGCCGGCGGGAUUCUGAUCUUCACUGGGCUACCGGUCAGAUAAACUGCAGUCCCGGUCGUGAAUGGACCAGGCAAGAAGUUCCCAUUCCAAAACAGGAUCGAUCCCGAUCGAUUCAGAAAGUUCUUCAAUUAUUUGCUUCUACUUCAAUCAUUUCUUAUCAUAGAAGCAUACUUACAUGUGUAAGUGUAUCUAGCAAACGCAAAGAACAGCGAAAGAUGACAGGGUUGAAAUUUAGUGACCAUGGUGACAAAAAAAAUCAUUGACUGCGGAAACAAAGGACCGCCACUUC